This is a messenger RNA of Rhincodon typus (whale shark), 4014 nucleotides long. It is a transcript of the gene mc5ra, whose product is annotated as melanocortin 5a receptor. Bases 147 to 1124 code for a protein of 325 amino acids. Lineage: Eukaryota; Metazoa; Chordata; Chondrichthyes; Orectolobiformes; Rhincodontidae. Gene Ontology annotation, molecular function: melanocortin receptor activity. The record is from RefSeq and is a predicted model, not a curated record. The transcript has a single exon. Gene Ontology annotation, cellular component: membrane. Gene Ontology annotation, biological process: G protein-coupled receptor signaling pathway.
CUCUCAUUAUAAAUUCCCCUGUCUCUGUUCUCAAUUUAACUUCGUCUUUUUCUCACUUAGGGAAGAUUAGACACGGAGCUUGCACCUUUCUCAGUGAGCAUUCUAUACUGAAACAACCAAAGGACUAUUCUGCGUGUAUUUGAAACAUGAAUUUAACAGAGCUACACUCACAUGUGGGAUGGCUACAGAACCUCACUCCUGGUGACGAUACAAUGCAUAAGAUGAAAAGAACGUCUGCUUUUUGUGAACAAGUCAGUGUAGCCAUUGAGAUUUUUCUAACUCUAGGUAUUAUGAGUCUGCUGGAAAAUGUUUUGGUCAUUGUUGCAAUUAUUAAGAAUAAGAACCUCCAUUCCCCAAUGUAUUUGUUUAUCUGCAGCCUCGCUAUUGCUGACAUGCUGGUAAGUGCUUCCAAUGCAUGGGAGACCAUUGUGAUCGCCUUAGUUAACAACAGGCAUUUGAUUGUUGAAGACAAUUUGGCCAAACAGGUGGACAAUGUCUUUGAUUCAUUGAUCUGCAUUUCUGUCGUGGCAUCCAUGUGUAGCCUCUUGGCCAUAGCUGUCGAUAGGUACGUCACCAUAUUCUAUGCUUUGCGUUACCAUCACAUCAUGACAGUAAAACGAGCUGCUUUUAUUAUUGCAGGUAUCUGGUUGUUCUGUACAGGCUGUGGUAUCAUCUUCAUCAUCUACUCUGAGAGCCCACCCGUCAUCAUAUGUCUGGUCACCAUGUUCUUCAUUAUGUUGGUCCUAAUGGCCUCCCUCUACAGCCACAUGUUUCUCCUGGCUCGCUCGCAUGCAAAGCGAAUUGCUGCAUUGACCGGCUACAACUCAAUCCACCAGAGAGCAAGUAUGAAGGGGGCUAUCACGUUAACAAUCCUGCUUGGUAUUUUUAUCAUCUGCUGGGCUCCAUUCUUCCUGCACCUCAUCCUCAUGAUCUCUUGUCCCAGGAAUGUGUACUGUGUGUGUUUCAUGUCGCACUUUAAUUUGUACCUGAUCCUCAUCAUGUGUAACUCAAUCAUUGACCCUCUUAUCUAUGCAUUCCGUAGCCAGGAAAUGCGGAAGACAUUCAUGGAGAUCAUUUGUUGCUACAAUUUGAGGACGGCUUGUAUUGGACUUUCUGACAAAUAAGCCUGCAACAAUUGAAGACAGCUGCUUUCAAACCUCCCCACUUUGCAAAAAUUGAAUGAUUAAAAUCUGGCCACCUGUUGGUAAUUUAGGGGUAAUAUCAAACAAAAUUCUUUCACAGGUCAGUGACAACUCCCAGAUUCCUUUCUCCUUAUUUAAGGAAUAGUUUUGCUCAAUGUUGGAGUAACCCAUGAAUAGAGGGAAGAAGAAAGAGAAUCUCCUUAAAAUGGAGAAAGGAAGAAUGAAUAAAGUGGUUCAGAAUUAAGAAGGGGUUUAAUAGAUUUGGUGGAGAGAAAAGGGCAGGACAGUUGAGGCACAGAGGAAACAAAUUUAAUAGAUUGGCAAAAGGAUCAGAGAAAGAGAUGCAAGAAAUGUUUUUGAUGCUCUGAUUUGUAAAAAUCAGGAAUGCACUGCCUAAAAGGCUGUGCUAACACAUAGUAACUUUCAAAUUCAAUUGGAUAAACACUUGGUAGCCAGGGCUAGGGGAAACCAUAGAGCAGCGGGUGUAAUUAGAGAGCUUUUUCCAAGGGCUGGCAUGGGCACGAGGGGCUGAGUGACUUUCUGGUUUUACCAUAAAGGCUGCAGGAACAGAAUUAUUACAGGCUUCAAUUUAGGCGGAAGAAAUUUCAAUUGGAUCAGUCACGGUAAAUUAUGUUAUUCAUGUCAAAAAGAGGAGACAAUAUUAAUUAAAUCGCAUGACCAAUAAAGGAGCAGCAAGUAGGUAAUUUGGUCCUGCAAGCCUGCUGCGCCAUUCACUAAGUUUACAAUGGACCUGUCUGCAAUCCAAUGACCACAAUCCCUGCUAACCUUUAAUUCCCUUACCUAACAAUGGCCAGGCUCCCUUCACCUUCAAAAUAUUUUGUGACUCCACCUCCAUCACUUCUGAGGAGGAAUGUUCCAAACUUACAUAAUGCUCUGAGAAGAAAAAGUAUUGCCUAUUUCUGUCCUUAACGAGUUGUCCCUAAUUUUACAACAGUGUCCCCCAACUUUGGACUCACAAAAUUAAACAUCGCUUCCACAACCACCUUUCAUAAUCUUAAUGAACUUCAAUCAAAUCACCCCUCACUCUCUAAACUGUAGUGUAAACAAGCCCAGUCUGUCCAAUCUUUCAUUGCAAUACAAUCUGUUUACUGUCGUAAACAAUCUAGUAAAGUUUCUCUGAACUGCCUCAAAUGCAUUUACAUUCUUCCUUAAACAAGGAGACCAAAAUUCUAUUUGGGAUGUGGUCACACCAAUGCCCUGUGUAACUGAAACAUUGCAUCUUUACUUUUAUGUUCAAUUCCUCUUAUAAGAAAGAUUUGCAUCCCAUUUACCCUCUGAUUACGCGCUGUACCUGUGUACCCACUCUUUGUUACAUGGACUGGAAUACUUAGAUCCUGUCACACUUCAGAAUUCUACAGUUGUUCUCCAUUGAAGUAAUAUGAACUUUUUAUUCUUCCUGCCAAAACAACUUAGCAUUUCCCACAUAAUAUUCCAUCUGCCAGAUCUGUUGCACACUCCCUUAACUUGUAUAUUACUCUGAAUCCUUGUGUUGUCUUCGCAAUACAUCUUUAUAGCUACUUUUGUGUCAUUUGCAAAUUUAGCCACCAUGCCUUCUAUCCCACUUCUAAAUCAUUAGUAUAAAUUUUAAAAUGUUGAAAACCCAGUACAGAUGCCUGUGGAAUUGUAUUCGUCACAUGCUGCCAAUCUGACCGAAGGCCCAUUUAUCUGUACUCUCUGUUUUCUGCCAGCCAGCCAAUCUUCUGUCAAUGCUGGUAUGUUACCCACUACACCAUGAGUUCCUACAUUGUACAAGAACCUUUUGACAAGAACCUUGUUAAAUGCCUUCUGAAAAUCCAGGUACAGCACAUCAACAGGCUCCUGUUUAUCCACAGUAUACAUUACUCCUUAAAAAAAUUCUAAUAUGUUGGUUAAUCAAGAUUUUCUGUUCACAAAGCCAUGUUGAUUCUUUCUAAUUACCUUGAGUUUUUUCCAAGUCCCAAGUAAGAACCUCAUUAAGGACUGAUUUUUGCACCUUCCCCAUGACAGACAUCAAGCUAAUUGGCUGAUAGUUUCAUGUUUUCAGCCCCCCAUCUACUUUCUCGAAUAGAGAGUUUAUAUUAAUUACUACCACGUUUAAUGGUACCUUUUUGGAAUCUUAACAGUUUUUUUUUGUUCAUUCAUGGGAUCUGGUAUCACUGGCAAGGCCAGUGUUUCUGGCCAACCCUAAUUUAACAGUUCAGCCACAUUGGUGUUUAUCCAGCAUGACAUGGGGACCAGACCAGGUAGGAGUGGCCGAUCUACUUCCCCAAAAGUAUAUUAGUCAACCAGAUGGGCUUUUACAACAAUCAGCGAUGUUUACAUAAUCAUUGUUAUUUUUUAUUGAAUUCAAGUGUCAUCAUCUGCAGUAAAGGGUUUGAACGAACAUUCCCAGAACAUUAGUUUGGGGUUCUGGGCUACUCGUCCAGUGAGCUUACCCCUACACCACUGCUUCCCCAAAAUAGAUUUUGGAAAAUUUGAUGCCAUGCAUCUUAUUGGUCACUUCUUUUAAGACCGUAGCAUUAAGAUCAUCAGAAGCAAGAGACCUAUCAAACAGCACUGUGAUCAUGGCUAUCUAAUAUAUUGCAGAGAUACUGAUUGAGGGAAAAGUAUUUGUCAGGACACCAUAUCAAUACGUAAACAAGGAACAAAGUAGGCUAUUUGAUCCUUCAAGCCUAUCCCACCAUUCAAUAAGCUCAUUCAAUAAGAUCAUAUCUGAUCUGAUUUUAACCUCAUCUCUAAAUUCCUGCAUAUCCACAAUAAUCUUUCACUGCCCCCCCCGCCCCGGUAAUCCAGAAUCUGUCUACUUCUGCCUUAAAAAUAUUUAAUGAUUUUGCAUCCACUGCCUUUCCAGGAAGGGAAUUCCAAAGAUUCA